This is a messenger RNA of Ceutorhynchus assimilis (cabbage seed weevil), 3294 nucleotides long. The record is from the annotation of a GenBank genome assembly. NCBI's taxonomy places the organism in Eukaryota, Metazoa, Arthropoda, Insecta, Coleoptera, Curculionidae.
GAAAAAUUGCAAGCCUGCGUGUCUGGUGUCUAGUCUAAAGUACAGUAAAUCUAAUUUGUGAAUUCUGUGAUAUUUUUUUAAAAAAUAUUCUCCUGAGUCUGGUCCAUGAAAAGAGAGUCAAUUCUGUCUGAUAAUGGAGCAAAAUAAUGAUCAGGAACCCCAUGAAAACGUUUCCCAAAGUCCCUCUAUUAGAGAAGAUUUGAUUGAUACAGCAAUAAAAUUCCUCCAAAAUCCGAAAGUAAUAGCCAGCCCCUUGUCACAAAAACAAACAUUUUUGCAAAAAAGAGGCCUAACAGAAGAUGAAAUAAGAAUUGCAUGUGAAAGAUCAGGCGCUUAUGACCAUGAUAAACAGCAAAUUAUACCCCCUGAGAUGCCACCUCCAUUAUCUCAAAAUAUGCUAGCAUCUUAUAACCAAUAUGGACAAAUGCGACUUAGUUUAUUUGAUAGAAUCACAGACAUCAUUCAUAGGGUUGCCAUGUUUAGUAUUGUGGCUUAUCUGAUCAAGAAAAUUUAUGAUACAUACAUAGCACCAUUUUUGUUUGGCACUAAGACAAAAUCCAUAGAAGACAAAAUAGAGAGUUUAGAAAAGAACAUUGAAGGUGCAAUGAAGGAUAUAAAAAGUAGCCUAGGGGAAGUUAAAGCUGAGGUAGAUAAAAUAAAGUUUACUUCAGAAAAUGAGCUGGCGUCAGAGUUGAAAGGAUUAGAGUCUGAUAUAGCAACAGUGAAAGGACUCUUGUUAACAAGAAAACAAUUUCCAUCAGUGACAAAUCCAAUUGUGCCUCCUUCAAUUCCGGCAUGGCAAUUGUCCAGUGUUCAUCAGGAAAACGAAGGCGAAAAUGAGGAACACAAAGAGGAGCUUCUUGAAGUUGGUUCAGGGUCUGGAUCAUCAGAACCAGAGCAUUUCAUGAAAACCAGUGAAUCCAGUUUGGAAAUAAUAUAUUCUUCGAAGGAUUGCGAUACGGAGUCUUGCCAUAGUAAAAAAAGUAGCCGCGAAGGAAAUCUUACUGAUUAAAUGAAAUCACAGUCACCAAAUGAAAAUAGUCUUAUUUAUUUAAUUAGGCUCUGUGUCAAUUCAGUGUCUGUCAAUUUGGCACGCGGCAUUUCGGCGUAGGACAAGUCAUCGCUGAAACAACUCAGUGCGGUACAACCCAACUGUCUCAGCUCGCGAUAUUUCAAUGCUGGGACAACUGGGAGCAAUAGUACAUUUUAAUUUUGUAUUUGUUAAAACAUAUCAGCAAUUUGACAACUCAGCACAUCUUGAUAGCUAGUCCACAUGUUUGUGAGGUAGUUCUAGUCAUAAAUCUUUUAAAAAAAACUCACUAAAGUAAAUUAACAUAUCUCAAAGGCCAAAAGUAGCUAGUCCACCUAUUUGCAUGCUUUAGGAGGGCUAGCUAAGGUUAUGUGGAUUUUUUUUUGGGUGAGUUUAGGUUAGUGGUCUGCAUACAAACAUUCUGCCCAAAUCUACGGUACUGAAAUAGUUGUACUUAUAGUCUCUUGCUUAUGCUUAAAUGUCGCCCGUCAAAUUGACACAUGCUAAACUGACACAGAAAAACUUUAAUUUAUCUUAUGAGUCAGCGGGACAAAGUAGAAUACUGAGAGUCAAAUCAUGGCGCGUUCCGGUGUUCUUGCACUUGGUCAGUGCAACAAGGAAAACCAAAAUCAGUCUACCAGGUUAAUCAUUUUACAACGAUUAACUUAUGUAAGGUGCUCUCUCCAAACGGGUUGUUUAGAGCCAAGUCCUAGGCUACAAUUUGACUCUCAAAUUUCAUGGUAGGGGUUCACCUAAAAAGUAUUCAAUAAAACUGCAAUAAGUUCGAAGCCAAAUUUAAGUUAAACUCAUCAGUCUAUUCAAAAAAAUGAAUAUGUUGGAGUGAAUUAAUUAUAAAUUGAUUGAUAUCAUUGAUCAUAUACGGCGAGCCGUUUCUGUCCAAUCAAAUACGAUUUUUUGACUAAUCACAACAAGAUUAUACUGAAGCAGUUGUUUGAAAUAGUUCAAAAUUUCGCUGUUGACAUGCAUUUUCAUAUAUUUAAAAUCGAAUCCAAACUAUUUGGGGACCGAUGUUUCAAUUGAAAAUAUGUAUUCAGGAAAAAUUCUACCAGAAAAUAUAAUAGAAACCAUCUCAGUAAUCUUGAUAUAUACCACUGGAGCUAAAUAUUUUUUUUUUUAGAAUAUAUUUUGACAUUUUUCAUCAAAAUUUCUGUAAAAAUAAUAUAACUAUAAUCUAGCACAAAAAUUCCAAAAUAUAUUCGAAAAAAUAUUCACCUCUUGUGAUAUACUUAUGAAUAGUUUAAUUCUACAUUUUGUAGCCAAACAAAGGCUCUUUUUUUGAAACAUUUCCUGGACAACCCUUGAUGGGUACCCUAAUCUGCAAAUCUUUUCAACAUGGCAAAUACACAUAAUAUGACUGUUAUUUUUAAGAUUUUGAAAUUUUAAUGUAAAGUUUUGUUACCAAAAACCACUCGAGCCUAAAUUAUAAGUGAUAAUUCAGGCACAAGUGGUGUUCUAAAUUAUGAGUGACUAUUUCACAGGAGUGUUUUACACCUGCAAUAAAAUCAGUAUUCAGCUGGCAAAAUUACAUGUUAUCAACUUGGACACACAAAAAUGUGAAAUAAAAAGUUAAUCGCAUCAAUCUUCUGCCAAAGUCAUCACUGGCAAAUGAGGCAAUCAUUCAAUUGCCAUCUCUUCAAAACCAUACCUACACAACUAAAGUACCACCUGAAAUUGUCUCACCUUGAAAGGGUCCAGGUCCCAACUGAUUCUGCUCUAAAUAGAAAAACUAGCGCACAAACUAGUAACUACUAUAAUAUAAUUGUAAUUUUUGUAUAUAUGAAUAAAUAUUUUUUUUUUUUAGAUGGGUACAUUGUUUACUAAUAAUAAUAAGUGUUUUUAAAGAAAUCUGUUUUCGGUUUAUUUUCAUAAUUCGCUCUGGUGAAAUAGUCAUGCUGAAUACCACGCAAGAAAAAAAUUUCUAGGCAGAAUUAUCCUCCUGUUCCUGGUUUUAUUCUAGCUUUUGUUGAUUCCUUUGGAUACUUGUGAUUUUGAGCAAGCAAUAAUCCUCCAUACCAGACAAAAAUUUUACUAGCAAAUUAUUUUCUUUUGUGGUAGGUACUACUAUACCGACAAUAUUAUGAUAAUUCAUUAUUUUCAAAUAUUGAUGUUAUACAUUUUUCCAGAUCAAUCAUUUAUAAGGUGUUUAAGGUAUUUAAGUUUGUAAAUAUGACGUGUACCUACUAUAACGUUUUUUAUUGUAAAAUAUGUUAUAUAUUUUUGUUGUUUCAUUAUAAUUUUUAUCU